AUGGCUGACUGCAAUAUCAUAGAUUGGAUGGGCGGCACAAGCCGGUUCAUUACAUGUCUAACCUUCUUUAUUCACUUCAUUCAUCCGCUCUUCUGUAUCGCUAACUACUGUGGCUGGGUGUGCUACCAGGUGCCCGUGCUGGGGGAGUCAUUGGUGCAGGCUUACCUUGGCAUGUCCAUUGUGGCCACCCUUUUCUAUUUAUUUGUAGCUUCUGUCUUUUACAUGUGGGCAUGGCGCUUUCCAGAACCCGAAGAGGUGUCAAGAAGGCGCCGAAUUUAUGGUAUUGUGGUGAAUCUGCUUUUUUCCGACGUGCCCAUGUUCGCGAUCGAGGUGAAAAUUUGUUGGGAUGUGCAAUUUGCAUCUGGAAUACAGGGAACGUCGUUUCUGAUUACAUGUAUUUCGUUUUCUUACUCCGCCGUUCGUGUGUGGACAUUUUUCAUGAUUAAACUUAUCAAGGUGCGUGAACCAAUGGUAGGGGCCCAGCCACAGUUUGCAGGAUCCGUCAUGUAUGCUGCUGACAGCCGCCGAAGAGGACCUCCGAGCUAUUUCUACAAUGGCAACUUUGCACCACGUGAUGGAUCGCCACCGGAUGGUGGCGAAGCUGAAUAUCGAAAAAACGCUGGCAUUUCACCUCCAGAGCGCCCAACACCUAGUGAUCUAUACCGACGGAACGCUCAAUACACCGAUGGUCGCCAUGAUGGUGAACAAUUCAGCACGCCAGGUUACCAAUCUUUACCUCGACUUUAG
Trypanosoma cruzi is the source of this 747-nucleotide messenger RNA. RefSeq lists its product as uncharacterized. The record is from RefSeq and is a predicted model, not a curated record. The transcript has a single exon. Bases 1 to 747 code for a protein of 248 amino acids. Lineage: Eukaryota; Euglenozoa; Kinetoplastea; Trypanosomatida; Trypanosomatidae.